This is a messenger RNA of Linum tenue, 2660 nucleotides long. Lineage: Eukaryota; Viridiplantae; Streptophyta; Magnoliopsida; Malpighiales; Linaceae. The record is from the annotation of a GenBank genome assembly.
ACAAAAUUCAAUUCCCAUUAAAAAAAAAUUCCUCCCAACACAUUUCCAACUCUUCUUCCCAUGAAAUCAACAACAACAAAGAAAUGGUGAGCCAGCAAAGGAAUUCAUCAGAUGAACCCAUUCACGAUACACCACACUGCUUGGUGGUUCCAUUGCCAGCCACAGGGCACAUCAACCCAAUGCUCCAAUUCUCCAAGCGCCUCAUCUCCAAACGGAUCCGGGUCACCCUGGUCCUGACCCGUUUCGUAUCCAAAUCCAUCACCGCAACCACGGCCAGGGAGGAGGAAUUCAACGUCCGCCUCGACUCCAUCUCCGACGGCUUCGACGACGGUGGGAUGGAGGCGGCGGAGAGCACCCGCGUCUACCUGGACACGUUUCGGGAAGUGGGUUCCGGUGCUCUGUCUCGACUCAUUGAGAAACAGAGCGAUGCAGGGGAACCUGUGCACUGCGUCGUAUACGAUCAUUGCAUCCCGUGGUGUCUUGACGUUGCCAAGAAGUUUGGACUCGUGGGAGCCGCGUUCUUGACCCAAUCCUGUGCGGUCGAUACCAUUUACAACCAUGUCUAUCAGGGGUUGAUCCGGCCGCCGGUGACGGAGCAGGGGAUUUUGACUUUGAGGACUCUUCCUGGUUUGCCGCCGUUGAAGUCUGAAGACUUGCCGUCUCUUGUGUCGAAAUUUGGGACGUACCCUGCCAUUUUCGGUGCGCUUGUGGGGCAGUUCUCGAAUAUCGACGAGGCCGAUUGGGUUUUCUGUAAUUCGGUUUACGAGCUGGAAAAUGAGGCUGCAGAUUGGCUGUCAAAAAGGUUACCGAAGUUGACGACAAUCGGCCCAACCAUACCGUCAAUGUACUUAGACAAGCGACUGAAAGCCGACGUGGACUACGGGUUCAGCAUCUUCAAGCCCAGCAACGAGCUCUGCAUGAACUGGCUGGCGAACAAGCCCAAUGGGUCGGUCGUUUACGUAUCGUUCGGCAGCCUAGCGAGUCUGGGCCCGGCCCAAAUGGAAGAGCUCUUUUCGGGAUUGAACAACAGCGGCCAUUACUUCCUGUGGGUGGUGAGGAAGACCGAAGAGACCAAGCUCCCCAAGAACUACUGCUUCAAUCCGGAGAAAGGUUUGAUCGUGUCGUGGUGCUCGCAGCUGGAAGUUCUGGCGAGUGGAGCCGUGGGGUGUUUCGUGACGCACUGCGGAUGGAAUUCGACGCUGGAAGGUCUGAGCCUGGGAGUGCCCAUGGUGGCAAUGCCGCAGUGGACUGACCAACCCACCAAUGCCAAGUUCAUAAGGGACGUUUGGGGGAUGGGGGUGAGAGCUGAAGGUGGCGGGGAUGGAUUGGUGAAGAGGGAAGAGAUAGAGAGAUGUGUGAGGGAAGUGAUGGGAGGAGAGAGAGGGGAAGAGAUUAGGAGAAAUGGUGACAAGUGGAAGAAUGUGAUGAAAGAUGCUGUCAGUGAAGGUGGGAGUUCUGAUAGAUGUAUCAGUCAGUUUGCUGGAAGCUUGAUCAAUCAAGUUUUGAAGAGGGUGGAGGCGGCGAACUUCGGAGCCUACACGGACACUUUCCGGCAAGUCGGAACCCUGACCCUCACCCAACUCAUUCAGAAACAGAGUGAUGCAGGGGACUCUGUUCACUGCGUCGUAUACGAUUCCUGCCUCCCCUGGUGCCUCGACGUCGCUAAGAGCUUCGGGCUCAUGGCAGCUCCUUUCUUCACCCAAUCCUGUGCGGUCGAUUCCAUCUACAACCAUGUCCGUGACGGAUUGAUCGAAAGUACUCCUCUUCCUUGGCUGCCGCCGUUGGAGACUCGUGACUUGCCCUCUUUCGUCAACGAUACAGGGGACAACCCUGGCGUUUUGGAGAUGUUCAAGGGACAGUUUUCUAAUCUCGAUCAGGCCGAUUGGGUUAUUUGCAAUACAGUCUAUGAGCUGGAACAACAGGCUGUAGAUUGGCUAACAAGGAGAUGGCCUAACUUCAUAACAAUUGGACCAACGAUACCAUCAAUGUACCUAGACAAGCAAUUCCCCAACGACACAGACUACGGAUUCAGCAUCUUCAAGCCGAUGAACGAAAUCUGCAUGAAUUGGCUAGGUGACAAGCCAAAAGGGUCAGUCGUGUACGUGUCCUUCGGAAGCUUGGCCGAUUUAGGAACAGAGCAAAUGGUGGAACUCUGUUUCGGGUUGAAGAACAGCGGCCAUUACUUCUUAUGGGUAGUGAGGGAAUCCGAACAGUCCAAACUACCAUACGACUUCUCCUCGACAGGGGAGGAGCAAAAAGGACUGAUCGUGUCGUGGUGCCCGCAGCUCCGCGUCCUGGCGAGCGGAGCUGUGGGGUGUUUUCUGACGCACUGUGGGUGGAACUCGACGUUGGAGGCGCUGAGUCUGGGAGUGGCCAUGGUGGCAAUGCCGCGAUGGUCGGACCAGACUACCAAUGCUAAGUUUAUAGAGGACGAGUGGGGAGUUGGGGUGAGAGCUCGUGAAGGUGGAGAUGGAUUGGUGAAGAGGGAAGAGAUAGAGAGAUGUGUGAGGGAAGUGAUGGAAGGAGAGAAAGCGGUGGAGAUUAGGAGAAAUGGCGACAAGUGGAAGAAGGUGAUGAAAGAUGCUGUAAGUGAAGAUGGGAGUUCAGACAGAAAUGUGAGAGAGUUUGUUGAUAGCUUGAUUCGGGUAUGUUUGUGGUAG